Messenger RNA from Dama dama (fallow deer), 8727 nucleotides. RefSeq names its product tectonin beta-propeller repeat containing 2 (gene TECPR2). The transcript has 18 exons. Gene Ontology annotation, molecular function: protein binding. The record is from RefSeq and is a predicted model, not a curated record. Lineage: Eukaryota; Metazoa; Chordata; Mammalia; Artiodactyla; Cervidae. The coding region runs from base 225 to 4163 and encodes 1312 amino acids.
UGCCGCUCUAGCCGGCGGCGGAGCCGGCAGUUCCUCGGCGGUGCCCGUCGCGUUGCCCAGGGAACGGGCUCCCGGCAGUCCCCGCGGCCCGGAGUCCAUCCCCACCUCCUCCGGCCCUGCCGGGCCGAAGAGUCCGGAGGGGCUGCCGCGGGAGCCCCAGGUUUCCCCAGAUGCCGGUUAAGAUCCCUCGUCCUGCCUGAAGAUCAGCGGUGGAGACCUUGGCCAUGGCGUCUGUGUCGGAGCCUGUCACCUUCAGAGAGUUCUGCCCGCUGUACUAUCUGCUGAAUGCCAUCCCCACGAGGAUCCAGAAGGGGUUCCGCUCGCUGGUGGUCUACCUCACGGCCCUCGACACCAACGGCGACUACAUCGCGGUGGGCAGCAGCAUCGGCAUGCUCUACCUGUACUGCCGGCAGCACGGCCAGAUGAGGAAGUACAACUUCGAGGGGAGAACCGAGUCCAUCACGGUGGUGAAGCUGCUGAGCUGCUUCGACGACCUGGUGGCCGCAGGCACAGCCUCUGGGAGGGUUGCAGUUUUUCAGCUUGUAUCCUCGCUGCCAGGGAGAAAUAAACAGCUUCGGAGGUUUGACGUCACUGGCAUUCACAAAAAUAGCAUAACAGCUCUGGCUUGGAGCCCCAAUGGGAUGAAACUGUUCUCUGGAGAUGAUAAAGGGAAAAUCGUCUAUUCUUCUCUGGAUCUAGAUCAGGGCGUCUGCCGCUCGCACCUGCUGCUGGAGGAGCCGGCCUCCAUCGUGCAGCUGGACUACAGCCAGAAGGUGCUGCUGGUCUCCACGCUGCAGCGGAGCCUGCUGUUCCACACCGAGGAGCGCUCCGUGCAGCAGGUCGGGGCACAGCCGCGGAGAAGCACUGGGAAAUUUGGUGCCUGCUUCAUACCAGGACUCUGUAAGCAAAGCGAUCUAACUUUGUACGCAUCCCGGCCUGGGCUCCGGCUGUGGAAGGCUGACAUCCACGGGACUGUCCAGGCCACGUUUAUCUUAAAAGACGUCUUCGCCGGAGGAGUCAAGCCUUUCGAGCUUUAUCCACGCCUGGACUCUGCCGCGCGGGGAGGGUGCAGCUCACCUGAGAAGCACUUGGGGCUCGUGUCGUGUUUCUUCCAGGAAGGUUGGGUGUUGAGUUGGAAUGAAUACAGUAUUUACCUUCUGGACACCGUCAACCAGGCCACAAUUGCUGGUUUGGAAGGAUCAGGUGAUAUUGUGUCUGUUUCCUGCACAGAAAAUGAAAUAUUUUUCUUAAAGGGAGACAGGAACAUUAUACGAAUUUCAAGCAGGCCUGAAGGACUAGCAUCAAUAGUUAAACCAGCUUCUUUACCAGUGCGGGAUGGUCUGGAGACAUCAGCGUGCUCAGAGCAAGUCCAUGGGCCGCGUGCAGAGAAGCUGCCGGCGGCCACACCUUCUGAGACGAGGCUCCGAGGCUCUUCAGUGGCCAGCUCCGUGGCCAGCGAGCCCAGGAGCAGGAGCAGCUCGCUCAACUCCACGGACAGUGGCUCCGGGCCUCAGACAGCCCCCGAGCUGGGCAGGGGCGGCCCGCUCACCUCGAAGAGGUUCAGUGUGAUCAGCUCGGAGGACUUCGACCAGGAGCUCGUGGUGAAGCCUCUCAGAGUGAAAAAGAAGAAGAGGACGAAGAAGACAGUAGAAGGUGGGAGCAGCACCACGGGCCCCAGCUCCCUUGAGUCGACCCCCGGCUGUGAGUGUCCUGGGGACAGCCCCCAGUCCGUGAGCAUGGACCUGCCAUCAGUGGCCUCCAGCUUGGGCAGCAUCGUGGACCGGUCCAGCACAGGGUCUCCUGACCAGGAGAGCAGUCUCAGCGGGGAGGCCGCUGGUGUGCUGCCGGAGUAUAGCGACCCUGAGGCAUUCAGUGUCCUGGAGGUGCCCCUGCCUGCCCCUGACCUACUAAACCGAGGCGGUGACAGGAGAGCUGAAAUCCCCUUGGAUGACGGCGAGGGCGGGACAGAGUUGCCUGCUGGGGUGGUGAGCUCCUCCUGGCACCCGCCGGAGCUCGUGGAGGGCUCUGAGGACAUCGUGGAGCUGGAGGAGGAGCCUCGUCCCGCGGACGGUGGGCCGGGUGGCGCGGCGGAGGCCCGAAGGGAGAGGGCCGUGCAGCCUGACGGCCCCCAGGGCGCUUUCUCAGAAGCCUGCAUCCUGGACUCGGCGCCAGUGCCUUCCCACCUCAGCUGGGCCCCCAGUGCAGAGCAGCAGCUUCCGGGGGCCACGGCUGACGAAGGCAGAGCUGAGGAGCCUCCCGAAGAGCAGGGCUUCCUGACGCACGUGGGAGCCCCCCACCACCUCAGCCUGAGUCCCUGGCACGGUGCUCCUGAUGCUGACACGGGCCAGACGGCGGUUGUCACUUCCGAGCGUGACCUGGGCGGGGGAGGCCAACCGCCUCCCUGGGCCUCAGCCUCAGCAGCCGGUGCCCAGGAGCAGACCCCACGGGACCAGGUGCUGACCUCCAGCGAUGAGGAGGACAUCUAUGGCCACGGGCUGCCCUCUUCGUCCUCGGAGACGAGUGUGACGGAGCUGGGAGGGGGCCGCUCCCUGCAGGACCUGAGGCAGCUGGGCGCAGACGACCCUGGGCUGCUCAAGGCCGAUCAGUUUGCAGAAAGCUGGAUGGGCUACUCCGGGCCCGGCCAUGGCAUCCUCAGCUUGGCGGUCUCUGAGAAGUACCUCUGGUGCCUGGACUACAAAGGCGGCCUGUUCUGCAGCGCGUUGCCAGGCGCUGGGCUGCGCUGGCAGAAGUUCGAAGAUGCCGUCCAGCAGGUGGCAGUCUCGCCCUCAGGCGCCCUUCUUUGGAAGAUUGAACAGAAGUCUAACCGAGCCUUUGCGUGUGGAAAAGUGACCAUCAAGGGGAAACGCCACUGGUACGAAGCUCUGCCCCAGGCGGUGUUUGUGGCCCUGAGCGACGACACGGCCUGGAUCAUCAGGACCAACGGGGACCUGUACCUGCAGACAGGUCUCAGCGUGGAUCGCCCCUGCGCCAGAGCCGUGAAGGUCGACUGUCCGUUCCCGCUGUCCCAGGUCACUGCCCGCAACAGCGUGGUGUGGGCGCUGACGGAGCAGCGAGCCCUCCUGUACCGGGAGGGGGUGAGCAGCUUCUGCCCCGAGGGGGAGCAGUGGAAGUGCGACAUCGUCAGUGAGAGGCAGGCUUUGGAGCCCGUCUGUAUAACUCUCGGGGACCAGCAGAGCCUGUGGGCCCUGGACAUCCGAGGAAACCUGUGGUUCCGGACUGGGGUCGUUUCCAAGAAACCCCAAGGAGACGACGGCCACUGGUGGCAAGUGAGCAUCACGGACUACGUGGUGUUCGACCAGUGCAGCCUGUUCCAGACCAUCAUCCACGCCACGCACUCGGUGGCCACAGCGGCCCAGGUGCCCGUGGAGAAGGUGGCGGACAGACUCCGCACAGCGUUCUGGUCCCAGCAGCUGCAGUGCCAGCCGAGCCUGCUGGGCGUCAACAACAGCGGCGUCUGGAUCUCCUCGGGCAAGAACGAAUUCCACGUCGCUCGAGGGAAUCUCAUCGGCACUUACUGGAAUCAUGUUGUUCCCCGGGGGACCGCCUCUGCCACAAAGUGGGCCUUUGUGUUGGCAUCCACUGCCCCCACCAAGGAAGGAAGCUCCCUGUGGCUGUGCCAGAGCAGCAAGGACCUGUGUCGUGUGAGUGCCCAGCACGCCCAGUCCCGCCCGUCCACCGUGCAGCUGCCCCCCGACGCCGAGAUGAGGGCCUACGCUGCCUGCCAGGACGCCCUGUGGGCGCUGGACAGCCUCGGCCAGGUGUUCAUCCGGACACUGUCCGCCAGCUGCCCCACGGGCAUGCACUGGGCCCGGCUGGACCUCUCCCAGCUAGGAGCUGUGAAACUGACGAGCCUGGCCUGUGGCAACCAGCACGUCUGGGCCUGUGACUCCAGGGGUGGCGUUUACUUCCGUGUUGGCACCCAGCCGCUGAACCCCAGUCUGAUGCUUCCGGCCUGGAUAGCGAUUGAGCCACCUGUCCAGAUCCCACGCGUAAGCAGUACCAUAGGAAAUUUGUCUGUGUCUUCACUCCCUUCACUCAGUAUGACGAUCUCUAGGUCCAUUCACGUUGCUGCAAAAGGCAUUAUUUUGUUCUUUUUUAUGGUGAGUAAUAUCCCAUUGUGUAUACGUACCACAUCUUCUUGAUCCAUUCCUUCGUCAGCGGACAUUUAGGUUGCUUCCGUGUCCUGGCUAUUGUAAACAGGGCCGCAGUGAACCUUGGCGUGCAUACAUCCUUUCAAAUUAUGGUUUUCUCCCGGCAUAUGCCUAGGAGUGGGAUUGGUGGGUCAUGUUGUAGCUCCAAUUUUAGUUUUUUGUAUAGUGCCUACACCAAUUUACAUUUCCACUAACAGUGUGGGAGGGUUCCUUUCUCUCCACACUUUCUCCAGCAUUUAUUCUUUGUAGGUUUUUGACGAUGGCCAUUCUGGCAGGUAUGAUGUGGUACCUCACUGUAGUUUUGGUUUGCAUUUCUCUCAUAAUUAGUGGUGUUGAGUGUCUUUUCACGUGCUUUUUGGCCGUCUGUAUGUCUUCAGAGCAUGUGGUCUUACCACAACUAACUUAGCAGCUAUAGUCCAAAUUCUUGGGACAUCUACUAGAUGAGAAGCUCGGAGUCAGGCCGACAAGUAUUGUAUGUAACUGGAUGCCAGGGAACACAGAAUCUGUCACACUUCUAGUACAUGUUAUCGAGGCUCAGGAGUAUCUUCUUGGCACUUGGCAAUUAAUAUGAAUCCCGUCACCCGAGAGCAGUCACCCUGGGCCCCAAGCCGGGGCGCACAGUGGCAGGACCUUUGGAGUCCUGGUUUGGGAACAGUCUGUCACUGAGAACUUCACCCCUUAGCCUCAGUGUCAGGUCUAGUCAGGAUCUCAGUAUGUAAAGUGAAUUCUAGGGAAUAAAGGGUAAUGGCUUAUCCUGUAACACGGAUGACUCGGCGUAAAUGAAAUGUGGUGUUUCUUGUUGGUAAUUAUUAGUGAUGAGUGUUUAUCUCUUGAGAACACGGGACAGCAGCUUGAUGUGUUGACGGGCGUGAACAGCCCCUUUGAUUUGUAAACAGCAGAGUGUGUUGGUGGCUGUAAUCUGGGUGCUUCCAGAAAGCGGGUGUGGCCCCCCCCAUCACCCGCCCUGCAGCUGCUCUUUAAAGGGCACCUAAAACUAAGAAGCAGGCGCACACCCACACACAUACUCACACAUGUACAUACACACACACAUUCUGUCGCAGUCUUUGGAAGCACACCAAGAUUAUACAUUUUUUUUUUUUUUUUAGCAUUUCCAAAUGAUUUUUAAAUCUUAAAUUCCUUAUUUACUCCAUUUUAUAAAACAGCAUCCUUCUUUUCUCUUUUUUCAUUUUUGUGGUUUUGAAUAUGAAUAUACCAAAAUUUAAGGCUGCCUGUUGCUUUUCCUCAUUGAAAUUUUUAUUGCAGUAAUUGCAGAUUCACAGGCCUCUGUGAGAAAUCAGACCCUGUGCACCUUCACCCAGUGCCUCGCAGCUGAUGACAUUCUGCGUAACGAUAGUACAUGGUUACAACCGAGGCCUGUCUGCUUUUUAUUUUUUUUAAAAGUGUGGUAAAAUACACAUAUGUAAGACUUACCAUCUGUGACAUUUGGUACAUUCACAACAUUAUGUAAUUUCUGUCACUGCAUCUUAUCGGGACGGCUUCAUCGUCCCAGAGGGAUGCCCUGUGCCGAGUGGAGUCCUCCCGCCCCCUGGCCCCUGACAAGCACGCGUGUGCAUCUCUCCGUGUGGAUUUCCCGCUCCUGGAUGUUUCUGUUAAAGGAGCCAUACAACACGUGGCUUCGCGAUCGGCUUCUCGCAUCAAGCGUCCUGUUCUCGAGAUGCAUCCGUGUGGUAUCGGUCAGUACCGCCUCCGUCUCUGUUGCCGAGUGCCCUUCCGUCUUGGGUGAGGCCACACUCUGUCCCCUGCUCAUCACCUGGUGGACGUGUGCGUUGUCUCCACUUCGGGCUCUUGCCAAGAACGUUGCCGUGAACACUGGGGUAGCUGUUUGAACAUCUGCUCCAGUUCUUGGGGUGUCUGUCUAGGAGCAGGAUUUCUGGGUCCCAGGGGAAUUCUGUGUUUAGCCUUUGGAGGAACUGCCAAAGUGUCUUCGACAGCAGCUGCACCGUUUUACCUCCCCAGCAACAUAUAUGAGGGUUCGUGUUUCCCCACAUCCUUACUAACACUUUUUUUAGCCAUUCUGAGUGUGAAGUGGAACCUCAUUGUGGUCUACGUCCCUGGUGACUGAUGACGUUCAGCCCCUUUUCAUGUCUUUUUGGCCAUCUGUAUAUCUUUGAAGAAAAGUCCACUCAUGUCCUUUGCUCUUUUAAAAAUUCAGUUGUUUGUCUUUUUGUUGUUGAAUUUUAAGAGUUCUUUAUUCUGGAUACUAGACCCUUAUCGGGUAUAUGAUUUGGAAAUAUUUUCUCCUAUCUGUUGGUUUUUUCACUUUCUUUACGGUGUUCUUUGAUGUACAAGUUUUUAAUGUUGAGGAAGUUCAGUUUAUCUUUUUUGUUAUUGGUGCCUAUCUAAGAAACCAUUACGAGAUUUAGCUCUUAUGUUGAUCUUUGAUCCAUUUCAGGUUAUUUUUAUAUACGGUGUGAAGUAAGGAUCCAACUUCGUUCUUUUAUGUGUCUGCUCUCCACUUGUCCCAGUACCAUUUGUUGAAGACCGAUCUUUUUAUUGAAUAAUCUUGGCAACCUUGCCAAAAAUCACUUGACUAUAUGGAUUUCUGAAUUCUCAAUACUGUUGCAUUGAUUUACCUGUUUGUCCUUAUGUCAGUAUGACAGUUUAAUCACUGUGGUUUUAUAGUAGUUUUGAAAUUCCAAGCAUAUUCUUUUUUUAAUACUUAACUUUAUUUAUUUGGCUGCACCGGGUCUUUGUUGCAUCACACAAGAUCUUGCGUUGAGGCGCACAGACUCCAGUUGCCGCAUCGGGCUCAGUAGCUCUGGCACACGGGCUUAGGUGCUCCACACCCUGUGGGAUCCUAGUUCCCCAACCAGGGAUCGAAUCUCCAUCCCCUGCACUGCUAGGCAGAUUCUUGCCUGGACUACCAGGGAAAUCCCCAACUGUGUUCUUCUCUGAGAUUGUUUUGACUGUUCAGGGUCCCUUGCAAUUGCAUGUGAAUUUUAGGAUCAGCUUUUCCUUUCUCUGCGAACCCUCUGCAGUUUUUGAUAGGGAUAGCAUUCAGACCUGUAGAUGGCUUUGAGUGGUAUUGCCUUGCCUGCUUCUGCACCAUAGAGCAGAGCGGUGUUUUACAGAAGGCUACAGCCCACGUCGCCUGGAGAGCUUGUGCGAGAGGUCCCUCUUGGGCUCCAGCCCCAAAGUCUGAUGUGGAAGGUCUGACCCCCGGCCCAGAAGGGUGCCGAUUUCACAAAGUCCGCACAUGAGUCCCCGGGACUCCAAGCUUUGAGAACCACUGUGGUCUUACUCAUCUUCCUCAGGAGGGUCUGGGGUUCAGCAGGAGCGAGCCUCCCAGUUUGAGAUGGCCAGCUCGCGGGAGAGCAGUCUUCACAGCCACCUCCUGUUCAGCCCCUCUCGGCACUCUGGCCCUGUUUGACCACGGGAGUCAGAUGAUUGAAACUUGUUCUAGUGACUUUUGUGAAGCAACCUCUGCCGGGCUGUGUUCGGGAGCUCUCGGGGCAGGUGGCCGAGGGUGGGUGUCCUUCAUGGACUCUCGCUGGGCAGGCGUCUGUCUACUCGCUGCUGCCUCCAGCUUAACCCCUCUUCUCAUGGAGGCCGGGGCGGUGUGCCCGUCAGACCUGCACUGAGUCCUCCAUUCAGCUGGGAGGCCUUCUUAUCAUCGCGUCUUGUUUCUUGCCAUCUGCCCUCGGAUGUGUUUCCAAACCUCUGUCUGUCUGAAUACCUCCAAUCUCAGAGCCCUGGAGAGGCUGUCCACAUUCUGGUUCUCAACAGGCUGCUCACACCAGCCACCCAUAGAGACGGCCUUUGAGAUGCCUCACUGGGCAUUCUGGUUGUGUCAUGCAGGUAGGGUGGGGGGUGUUCGUUGAAGACACUUUUGUUCAGUUGUUAUGCCAUGUCCAACUCUCGGCAACCCCAUGGACUGCAGCAUGCCAGGCUUCCCUGUCCAUCACCAUCUCCUGGAGCUUGCUCAAACUCAUGUCCAUUGAGUCGGUGAUGCCAUCCAACCAUCUCAUCCUGUCGACCCCUUCCCCUCCUGCCUUCAGUCUUUCCCAGCAUCAGGAUCUUUUCAAAUGAGUUGGCUCUUCGCAUCAGGUGGCCAAAGUAUUGGAGCUUCAGCUUCAGCAUCAGUCCUUCCAGUGAAUAUUGAGGACUGAUUUUCUUUAGGAUGGACUGGUUUGACCUCUUUGUUGUCCAAGGGACUGUCACGAGUCUUCUCCAGCCCUGCCUCGGCCGGUUCGCGGACAGUGGCCAAUAUAGACCGUGGUGCUGCUGGCACGCAGGGUGAUACAGGUGCAGCCUGCCCGCCUGGCGGGGGGGCCUGGGACGGCCGAGCCACCGCCCCUGCAGCGGGACCCCCUGGCCGGGGCCACGCUUCUUCUGUUUCCCACGGGAGCACGAGUUCUUUGGGAACAGGGAUGCAGGGGCACCUCUACCUCCAGGAUGUGUUCCCGCAGGCGGCUGGGGAGCCCGAGAGGCCCAGCGUGCUAGUUCACCUGUCGGCAGCCGGCUGCUGCCAGGUGCUUGACGCCCUGGAAGACCGUGAGCGCCACUACCACACUCCACACGGACACGCCUGCCC